Messenger RNA from Ochotona curzoniae (black-lipped pika), 2254 nucleotides. RefSeq names its product mitochondrial ribosome associated GTPase 2 (gene MTG2). The coding region runs from base 967 to 2166 and encodes 399 amino acids. NCBI's taxonomy places the organism in Eukaryota, Metazoa, Chordata, Mammalia, Lagomorpha, Ochotonidae. The record is from RefSeq and is a predicted model, not a curated record. The transcript is spliced from 6 exons. Gene Ontology annotation, cellular component: mitochondrion. Gene Ontology annotation, molecular function: magnesium ion binding; GTPase activity; GTP binding.
UUGUGAGGGGCAGGCGGCUUCUGCAGUGCCCCCCACGGGGUGGGCCUUGGAAAGUGCCCACAUGGGUAGGUGCCACACGUGUCACACAGGGUGCCUUGGGCUUUCUUUGGAUAUGGGACGCAUGGCACCAGGGCAGCAUGCUUGCUUGACCCUCGGUCCCUGCCAGGCACAUGCGGCCACCAACUGUGCCCUGGAGGGGCAGCCAUGUGGGUGACAUGUCCCUGUGGACUCGGGCCAUAUGUCUGUCCCCAGGAACCUUGAGGGUGCCCUGUCUCUCAGCUUGGUCUGCCUCCACCUGCCUGCAGGCAUGGAAGCCUGCCCCCCACCCCAAGCCAGUUACAUGUUGCAGGUCUGGACCUGGCCGCCCAUCAGCCCUCCCACAGCUGUGACCUGGAUGAGCUCACGUGCUGGAGCUACUGCUGGAUGUGGAGGACACUGCAGUGGUCCAUUUCUUAGAGGCAGUGAGGAGGGAGGGGGGGCCAGAGCGGUCCUCCAUGCACUGCUCGCUGUGCCCGAGUGCCCAGCUUCACCAUAGCACCCUAAGGACGCUGUGGUUGAGUACAGGGCUCACGUCCAAUCCCUGGUCAUGACUUGGCUCUUGGCCUGAGGCCUUCAGCGGGACGGAGAUGGCUGUCACUCAGGAGGUGCUGGGAGAUGGAUGCGCCUUAUCGCGAUCCUGGCUCAGGAAAUUACACGGUGUCGGGAUGGAGGCAGAGAAGGAGCGAGUGCAUUGCGUCCGCUCCCGCCCUGGCAUCUGCAGGUGCGAGCAAGAGGACAUUACGUUUCAACCUCAGGUUCAGAUUGCUGAUGUCUGCUGUGGGUGGGCGCAGUCCGCCAUGCCCGUGACGUUCACGACUGAGCUCAGCCCUGCCCUGAGCCUCAUGGGCCAGGCGUGCUCAGCUUCAGCCCCGCAUUGCAGGCUUGAAGCCUGACAUUCACCGGACCCUUUGACUUUGCUUAGGGGCCAUGGCACGUCUGGGGCUUUUCUCCGUGAGAUCUCAGACCCUGUUGGACAGCCUGGGGUGCUGGGCUGCAUCCCAGCGACUCCCUCCACAGCGCAUGUCUGCCAGGCCGCUUUCCCUCAGCCGCAUGGACCAGGCCCGGCACCAGGAGCCCCCCAGGAAGAAGCUGCUGUCUGAGAAAAAGCUGAAAAGACACGCUGUGGACCAUCGGAGAGUGCUUGUCCGAGGAGGAAGUGGAGGUGCCGGUGCGAGCUGUUUCCACAGUGAGCCCCGCAAGGAGUUUGGAGGCCCUGACGGUGGAGAUGGGGGCCACGGUGGCCCUGUCAUCCUGAAAGUCGACCAGCAGGUCACGUCCCUGUCGUCGGUGCUGUCGCAGUACCAGGGCUCCAGCGGACAAGAUGGCGGCCGGAAGAACUGCUCUGGGCGAGGGGGCGCCGCCCUCUAUGUCCGGGUCCCUGUGGGCACACUGGUGAAGGAAGGAGGUAAAGUUGUGGCCGACCUGUGUCGCCCUGGCGAGGAGUACAUCGCCGCCCGGGGGGGCGCUGGAGGCAAAGGCAACCGCUUCUUCCUGGCCAACAACAACCGCGCGCCUGUGACCUGCACGCCCGGCCAGCCCGGCCAGGAGCGGCUUCUCCACCUGGAGCUCAAGACCAUGGCCCACGCUGGGAUGGUUGGGUUCCCCAAUGCCGGAAAGUCCUCGCUCCUCCGAGCCAUUUCGAAUGCAAGACCCGCUGUGGCCGCCUACCCGUUCACCACCUUAAGUCCCCACAUCGGGAUUGUCCACUACGAAGGCCACCGACAAAUAGCAGUGGCUGACGUCCCUGGCAUCGUACGUGGCGCCCACCAGAACCGUGGCCUGGGGCUCGCCUUCCUCCGGCACAUCGAGCGCUGCCGCUUCCUCCUCUUGGUGGUGGACCUCUCCCUGCCAGAGCCGUGGACUCAGGUCGGGCAUUUGAAGCACGAACUGGAGAUGUACCAGGAGGGCCUGUCCCAGCGGCCCCACGCUAUCGUUGCCAAUAAGCUUGAUCUCCCAGAGGCCAGAGCCAGCCUGCCCCAGCUGCGGGCUCGCCUGGGCCAGGGGGUCAUCGCCCUGUCGGCAGCCACCGGGGAGAACCUGGAGGAGCUGCUGCUGCGGCUGAAGGCACUGCACGAGGCCUGCGAGGAGGCCGAGCAGGGGCAGAGCUGCCUGCCACUCGGCUGGUAGCGGGGCAGGGCCGGCGGGGUCCCCAGGUGGGAGCUGUGAGCCGCAAGUCGCUGCCUGAUCCGUAAGAAUGUACUCAGAGCUGUGUGAA